Messenger RNA from Hipposideros armiger (great roundleaf bat), 1738 nucleotides. RefSeq names its product paired box 7 (gene PAX7). The coding region runs from base 106 to 1623 and encodes 505 amino acids. Lineage: Eukaryota; Metazoa; Chordata; Mammalia; Chiroptera; Hipposideridae. The record is from RefSeq and is a predicted model, not a curated record. Gene Ontology annotation, molecular function: DNA-binding transcription factor activity, RNA polymerase II-specific; RNA polymerase II cis-regulatory region sequence-specific DNA binding. The transcript is spliced from 9 exons. Gene Ontology annotation, biological process: regulation of transcription by RNA polymerase II; anatomical structure development.
GAAGGAAAAGAAGGAGGAAGCAAGAAAGAGAUCGCAGCAGGGGUGAAGGGAGCGGACUGGAAGCGAUUUUUGCCGACUCCGGAUUCGUCCCCGGCGCGCGCGAGAAUGGCGGCCCUUCCCGGCACGGUACCGAGGAUGAUGCGGCCGGCGCCCGGGCAGAACUACCCCCGCACCGGCUUCCCUCUGGAAGUGUCCACCCCGCUUGGCCAAGGCCGGGUCAAUCAGCUUGGUGGGGUCUUCAUCAAUGGGCGACCCCUGCCUAACCACAUCCGCCACAAGAUAGUGGAGAUGGCCCACCAUGGCAUUCGGCCCUGUGUCAUCUCCCGCCAGCUGCGUGUCUCCCAUGGCUGUGUUUCCAAGAUUCUCUGCCGCUACCAGGAGACUGGGUCCAUCAGACCUGGGGCCAUCGGCGGCAGCAAGCCCAGACAGGUGGCUACUCCGGAUGUGGAGAAAAAAAUCGAGGAGUACAAGAGGGAAAACCCCGGCAUGUUCAGCUGGGAGAUCCGAGACAGGCUGCUGAAGGAUGGGCACUGUGACCGCAGCACCGUGCCCUCAGGUUUAGUGAGUUCGAUUAGCCGCGUGCUCAGAAUCAAGUUCGGGAAGAAAGAGGAGGACGACGAAGCGGACAAGAAGGAGGACGACGGCGAGAAGAAAGCCAAACACAGCAUCGACGGCAUCCUGGGCGACAAAGGGAACCGGCUGGACGAGGGCUCAGAUGUGGAAUCGGAACCCGACCUCCCUCUGAAGCGUAAGCAGCGCCGCAGUCGGACCACAUUCACGGCCGAGCAACUGGAGGAGCUGGAGAAGGCCUUCGAGAGGACACACUACCCCGACAUCUACACCCGCGAGGAGCUGGCCCAGAGGACCAAGCUGACUGAGGCGCGCGUCCAGGUCUGGUUCAGUAACCGCCGCGCCCGUUGGCGCAAGCAAGCAGGAGCCAACCAGCUGGCAGCGUUCAACCACCUUCUGCCAGGGGGCUUCCCGCCCACUGGCAUGCCUACGCUGCCCCCUUACCAGCUGCCGGACUCCACCUACCCCACCACCACCAUCUCCCAAGAUGGGGGCAGCACCGUGCACCGGCCCCAGCCCCUCCCGCCAUCCACCAUGCACCAGGGGGGACUUGCUGCAGCCGCUGCAGCCGCAGACACCAGCUCUGCCUAUGGAGCCCGCCACAGCUUCUCCAGCUAUUCAGACAGCUUCAUGAACCCAGCGGCGCCCUCCAACCACAUGAACCCCGUCAGCAACGGCCUGUCUCCUCAGGUGAUGAGCAUUCUGAGCAACCCCAGCGCGGUGCCUCCGCAGCCUCAGGCCGACUUCUCCAUCUCACCGCUGCAUGGCGGCCUGGACUCCGCCCCCUCCAUCUCGGCCAGCUGCAGCCAGCGGGCGGACUCCAUCAAGCCUGGGGACAGCCUGCCCACCUCCCAGUCCUACUGCCCGCCCACCUACAGCACCACCGGCUACAGCGUGGACCCCGUGGCUGGCUACCAGUACGGCCAGUACGGCCAGACUGCUGUUGAUUACCUGGCCAAAAACGUGAGCCUGUCCACACAGCGUCGCAUGAAGCUCGGGGAGCACUCCGCUGUGCUGGGACUCCUGCCAGUGGAAACUGGCCAGGCCUACUAGAGCCCCUGGGCCAACCUGCCCCCGCCCAAGUCCCAGCUCAACCCUUACUGAUCCCUGAACCUCCCAGCCUCAGUUCCCUCAGCACCCUGGGGCCCCAGGAAGCCAGGAAAAGAGC